Theobroma cacao (cacao) is the source of this 2398-nucleotide messenger RNA. RefSeq names its product phytosulfokine receptor 1-like. The record is from RefSeq and is a predicted model, not a curated record. NCBI's taxonomy places the organism in Eukaryota, Viridiplantae, Streptophyta, Magnoliopsida, Malvales, Malvaceae. Gene Ontology annotation, molecular function: protein binding.
GCUUCCGCCAAAAAGUCAUGGAGUCUUUUACCAAGAACAGGAAGAAAGGAAAGGAAAAGAAAAGAAAACGCGUGUUGGCUCACUAUAAGUCGUCAUUACAUCAGAGCUCAGUGAAAACUAGUAACAAUUCCUUGUUUCCCUUUGUUAAACCGACCUUCAUGGGCAUCUCAAAGGUCUCUUUGGCCUUCAUUUUGUUGGUUAUCACGUUUCGGCAGAGGAUCCAGGGAUCUCAAGAACAGGCAUGCAAUUCGAAGGACUUAACGGCCCUCAAAGGUUUCUCCAAGUGUUUAGGAUCAGAUAUUGGCGGGUGGAACUGGAACAGCUUCAAUUGCUGCUCCUGGACGGGCAUCACUUGUGAUAAUUCCUCUUUUGUAAAUAAAAGAGUUGUUGGGUUAGAACUUGGGAACAAAAGACUUGCAGGAACAAUAUGUGAGACUUUGGUUGGAUUAGAGCAAGUAAGAAUCCUGAACCUCUCUCAUAAUUUUCUCCAUGGUAAAAUUCCUACCACCUUGUUUCGUUUUCAGAACCUGGAGGUCCUUGACUUGAGUAACAACGAUUUCGUCGGUUCACUUCCCGUCGUUAUUCAUUUACCCUCAAUAAAGUAUUUUGACCUCUCGAAGAAUCAUUUUUCUAGCUUGCUUAGUUUAGAGCUUUGUAAAACUUCAUCCCAUAUCCGGUAUAUUAAUCUUGCCAAUAACUUCUUUGGAGAAGCUUCACUCUAUUUGGAGAACUGUACUUCAUUGCAUUAUGUUCACCUUAAUGGCAAUGGACUAUCAGGAGCUUUCCCUGAGAAUUUAUUCCGGCUACAACAUCUUAGAAUACUGCACCUUCAAGAAAAUAGGUUUUCAGGGCCUCUGCAUUACGGAAUUGGUAACCUCUCCAACCUUGUUGAAUUGGAUAUCUCCUCCAAUGGGUUCAAUGGAAGUCUUCCAGAUUUUUUUGGGAGACUGAGAAAGCUGGAUUCCUUCUCUGCCGGGUCAAAUAGAUUAACUGGCUUAUUACCUAUUUCUUUGGUGAAUUCUCCUUCGCUUUCCAUGGUUGAUCUGCGCAACAAUAGUCUGAAUGGUCCGAUAAAUAUAAAUUGUUCUGCAAUGACCCGUAUCGCUUCGCUUCGUCUUGCUUCCAAUAAUUUUCAGGGGCCAGUUUCUGAUCUAUCCUCUUGCCAGAGCUUGAGAAAUCUGGAUCUUGCACGCAACAAACUUGGCGGUGAGGUUCCAUUCCACUUUAAAAAUCUCCAGGCACUGAAAUUCCUCUCUCUCGCAGGCUCUGGCAUCAUUAAUAUAUCCUCAGCACUUGAGAUUCUGCAAGACUGCAAGAACUUGACUAUAUUGGUCCUUAGUUUGAACUUUUAUCACGAAGAGAUGCCUAGCAACGUGAAUUUGAAGUUCAGAAGUCUCAAGGCACUUGUUAUUCCAAAUUGUCACCUUAAAGGUUCCCUUCCAAUUUGGUUGAGUGGUUGCAGCAUGUUGCAAUUGCUGGAUCUGUCUUGGAAUUCUUUGGGAGGGUCCAUUCCAUUCUGGCUAGGCAACUUCAUCUAUCUCUUUUACUUGGACUUGUCUAAUAAUUCCUUUUCGGGAGAGAUACCAGAAAGUUUAACUGGACUAGAAAGUCUUGUUCACAAUACUGUUCUACUGAAAGAACUCCCUGCAGAUUUGCGACUGGUGAAAAGCACGGGGCACGGUGGGCGCUUGCUGUAUAACAAUAUAUGGAGCUUUCCACCGACUAUCGACUUAAGUUGCAACAAGCUUACAGGACCAAUCUGGCCAAGCUUUGGGAAUUUGAAAAACCUCCAUGUUUUGAGUCUGGAAGGGAACGACCUUUCAGGAACCAUUCCAGAUAGUAUGUCGGAGAUGACAAGCUUAGAAGAGUUGGAUUUGUCUCGUAACAAGCUCUCAGGCGAAAUACCUAAUUCCCUGGUACAUCUCAGCUUUUUGUCAAAAUUCAAUGUAUCAUACAAUGAGCUCUAUGGGGAUAUACCUUCAGGAGGUCAGUUUACGACAUUCCCUGAAUCAAGCUUUGAGGGGAACGAGGCUCUUUGCACUAGAAUGUUAAGACCAUGCCAAAUAGAACAGGUACCACCACUUGUAACUCCAGGUAAAAAAAUGAAGAUUGUGGAUUGGAAAUUUAGCAUUGGAGCGGCAAUUGGUUUUGUUCUCACUGUCUGCUUUUGCUUCAAAUCAGGCUGGGUACUUCCCAAAGGAUGAGAAGCUUAUCAAGGAUGCAACAAAUACUAAAUCUAGAACUGGGUGUUCCAUGGUGCUGACAAGCUUGUAAAAUUAGAUUUGGACAAUCUUUUUGUGUAUAGCUCCUCCCAUGGUUCUUUCUUCUUACUUUAGCUUCUUUUAAAUGGAAUGUAAUGAUCAAUGAAAAAUCAUAAAGCAUACUAUCAAAGUUCUAA